Messenger RNA from Setaria italica (foxtail millet), 972 nucleotides. Its product is annotated as NAD(P)H-quinone oxidoreductase subunit N, chloroplastic. Gene Ontology annotation, cellular component: membrane. The transcript is spliced from 4 exons. NCBI's taxonomy places the organism in Eukaryota, Viridiplantae, Streptophyta, Magnoliopsida, Poales, Poaceae. The record is from RefSeq and is a predicted model, not a curated record. Gene Ontology annotation, molecular function: oxidoreductase activity, acting on NAD(P)H, quinone or similar compound as acceptor. The coding region runs from base 58 to 690 and encodes 210 amino acids.
ACAAACGACUCCUAUCCACACACGCACGCACGCACGGUGACCACCGCAGCAGCCAGCAUGUGGUCGGCAACGGCGGCGCGCGCGGUGGUGUCCCCGCUCCCGGCGCCGUCGCUCCUGGGCGGCCGCGGGCGGCGCGGCGGGUCGGCGCGCGGGGGCGGCGGCCGGGCGGCGACGGUGUCGGUGCGGAGCACGCUGUGGGACUUCGUGGGCGGGGACCUGGUGAAGCCCGACAUGGCGCGGUGGCUGGACGACGUGGAGAAGCACAAGGCGCUGGCAAUCUACCCGCCCCACGAGGGCGGCUACGAGGGCCGCUACCUCAACAACCUCCGUUACCAGGGCUACUACUUCCUCGACCUCACCGCGCGCGGCCUCGGCGACCCGGAGACCACGCUCACCAAGAUCCACCCCGUCUGCCCGCCGAGCCUCGGGAGGCAGCCGGUGGCGAGGUGGUACUUCCCGCCGGAGGUGGACUACAGGCUCAGCCUGCUGCACCCGGACGCCAAGGGCCUCGUCGUCUGGGUCAUCGAAGCCAAGGUUCUAUCCAAGGCUGAGCUUCAGUUCCUGGCCAUGCUCCCGGACCUCCGCCCCAAAGUCAGGGUGAUUGCGGAAUGCGGCAAUUGGAGGAAAUUUAUUUGGAAGCCACUGAAGCAAAUCGCAGGCCUUGAGCCUGACCCGGACGCAGAAAAAUGACCAAGCUGACAUUUUCAAGGCAACCACAGCUACACUCAAAUUGCUUCUCGAUCAUCUCUCCGGGCUUGCAUACUUGCAGCUUCGUACUGAAGGAGAGAGAAUUGAGGAUGUAUAUACGUUUUGGCUCUGCGCGGUCGCACAGGCCAGAACCUAUUUCCAUUAUCUAAAAAAACAUACGGUUUGGCACAAGUUUCAGGAGAGAACCACGUGAAUUUUUCCAUGUAUACAAAUUGAAAGAAUCACGGUUGCAAUGUGUUCAAACUUGAAGCAAAUUAUAGAAAA